UCACAGUGUGGGUGUACCGUGAAGGCAAGAAGGCUGGGAUAGGAAAGGUAGCACCCGUGCUGUCCUCCCACCACAGCACCGCCUGCCCGUGGCCGUCGCUCCUCCGUCGCCGCUUGUGGCUCUCCCUCUCGUGGACACGCGCGACAGCGUGGGGGGCAGCCGCGUGUUGUCGAAGGCCGUGAACUUGUCGACCCACUUGGCGUCGCGGUGGCUCCCGGGCUUUGAUUUCGAUGUUGGGACAGGCGCGUGUUGCUGUCGUUGGGUGGAUGCCUGGCUGGGCGCGUCUUGGAUGGCCUCGUAAGUGUUGAGGGAUGCCGCCGGCCGAUACACGCUGCACACACAUGCGCACAUGGUGGAAACAACCACCACGGAACGGAGAAACAAUGCGUGUGGUGUGUCUGUAACCGUCGUGUGAUGUUCGUUCUCACGUGUGUAAGGCUUGUUGUCUGUCGAUAGGCGACAUGAGCUUCCGAUACAAAUCGGGCGUCUCGCACGGUCGCACGAGGAGCGGCGAGGCCGACUGGCAGGGGACGCUGUAGUGGGACUUGUGGUGGCUGCCGUCCACCACUGGCUGCGGCCGGUCUCUGUCUCUGCGCGGGCUUCCGCUUCUCGGCGACAUUGCACUCGUGCUGCUGUCCGGCUGCAUCUGGCGGCAGAAGAAGCCGAAAAGGGGAUCUGUCUUGGCGGGCGCAAAGAAGACCGCCCGGCGAUCCUUGAGAUGGACACACAGGGCACUGCAGUGGUCUGGAUGAGGCAGAGACAGGGUUCUUUUGUCGCUUACAGGCGUGAGCAUUUCUGCUGCUGAUAUUCUUGAGGCUGUCCUCUCGAAGCGAGGCGACACCAUGGGGGAAGACAGCAGGGACUCGGCGGUGGUCUUGCUCACUGCCAUAGCGCCAAACAGACACCUCUUCGCUAUCUGCAUGAACCAUUGUGCUGUGUGUCAAUUAAUUCGUCUUACGUGUGUGCGGCGUGACAAGUGGGGGGAGGGCGGCAUCUGGAGGUCGUUUGGGCUUCACCUCUGCCCUUCGAUCUGCUGCCCUUGUGUCAAGUUGCUGGAAGCCAGCAGCUACUGCGCCAGUGGACCGCCUGGUCGCAGGCGAGAAGCCCCCAUGGAAGGUCCUGGGCGCGCGUGUCACCCUACUCCCUCCCCUUUCUCUCCUGCGCCCCCCCUGUGUGUGGGUGGGCUCUUCCCUCGCUGUUGCUGGCACCUGCAAAGGGACAAACAUAUGAGAAAAUGGGUGGAGCAAAUGGGCCAGAUCACAUGGGGUGCCGCAUUUGUUUACCUGCGGUGUUGUGACUGCCUGGAGGGAGGCGCGUCUGGCACGGCGGGGGUGCCGCUGAGCUGCUGCUGGUGCUGGUGGUUGUGGGGGUGCGAGUGCUGGCGGUAGUGGGGGCGGGUGUUGGUUGUCAAGUCUCUCUGCCUGCUGUUGCUCCUGCUGCUUCUUGCGAUACUCUCUGGCUAUCUUGCUGGACGCCCGGGAACUCUCCGUCUCGCCUGACGACACCUCGUACCUAAACCACACGAUGACCGGCAGCAAUAGUCACCGCCGAUCGAAGAUACAUUUUCUGUGUCCGCUCACUGUAUGCUUGAGAGAGGCGUGGACACGUCCGAUUCGCUGCGGGGUGAGUGGGGGUGUGGGGUGAAGGACGUGGUGGGGAUGGGCAGCCGAGGAGACCUGUGGCGUCGCCUCGGUGGUCCCGCACCGUCACCGCCCCUCAUCGGGCGCAGCGGCCGAUCACCUGCAUACCGACACACUGCAAUGUCUGUCUCAUCGGGAGCGGAAGAUGCGCGCGUAGUUUUUGGCAUCACCUGGUGGCGAGAUGACGAUGGGCCGCCGCAUCUCGACACCAGCACCCGCUGGCUCUUCGUCAGCGCGUGCAGGGGGCAUUGCUUCAUCCAUGUCAAAGGCAGCUGCCACUUCAGUGAGGAAUACGGGUGGUGGGGCUGGAGUCUCGUCAGGUGGAAGGAGCGGCUCUUCCGUGGGAGGAUACACCGGCUCACCGGGGGCCUCUUCGUCUUCUUGUGCGAUCACAUCUGCUGAUUGCUCUUCUUUGACGAGCUCUUCCUGCUGAUCGACAGACGGCUCCUCUGCUUGUGCCUCUGCGUAGACCACUUCUGUGAUGUCGUCUUGCUCCACUGCUGGCGCUACGGCUGCUGUGGGGGAUGGGAGAUGCCUCUCUGUCUCCGCUGCAGUCUCCUUCCCCUCCCGGACCGGUGCUGACUGUGGCGGCUCUCCUCGGAUGGCUUCUGCAGCUGGUUCACCAGCUUCUUCCUUUUCCUCCCCUCCUUGUUGUGGCAUUUCCAUGAGCCAUACCUGUGGCCGCUCCUCCGGAAUGCCCAUUCCCACAAUGCUUGUGCUGUCAAAACACACACAUACAGGCAGGUGCAUAGCAUAGCAUCGGGCCCGCGUGUAUGUAUGUAUACCGUGUUUGCUGUUGCUGUAGCUCAGUGAGCCAUGGUUUGUGAUGCCAAUCCUCCUGCAGCAAUAAAGACAGACAGACAGACAGACAGAAACAAGAAGAAGCGCCUGGAAGAAGUGGCAAAGAGGGGUGCUCUCCUUCUCCUUGCAUCCCUGUCGGACCUCGUGCGGCGAUGUGGGCCGGGGUGUGAGGCUGGAUGACCGACGUGCCGGGGCGGGGGAGGCCCGCCCGGCACUCAUCGUCACCACAGCCACUGGCAGGUCGAUGUCAACGUCAUCACCCGCCCCUGUCUCCCCCUCAUCAAGUGGCAGUGACAUCACCGCAAUGCUCACGCUCGGCCUCUCCUCUUCCCUCUCUGUCCUUUGUGGUGCGAUCAGGGAGUCUUGCGAGGCACAGGAGUCGCCUUUUACGAUAGACGGCCGGCUGGCGUAGUGGCUGCCUGUCUCAUCCGUGUCACCAUUUGCUGCGGGGGCCAAAGCCUCACUGAGACAUGUGUCUUCGGGUUCGUGUGGGCCUGACGGAGGGAGCGUCCAGUCUGUUGGAGGGGAUAGCUCACUCUCAAAGGCCGGGAAGGAAUGCUCGGUAGCCUCUCCUUGUUCACGUUUCUCUUCCUCCUCGCUCUGUUCUUUUCGUUCGGCUUCUGGCGCUUCCUCGGCGAUUGGAGGGGCUUCUUCCUGCUCAUCUUGCGCAGCAUCGGGGAUGGGCGGAAGAGGCACGUGUGUGGCCUGGUUCUUGGCCCACUCGAUGAAAACCACACUCUGCCGAUGGGCGACCAGCCUGCGCAGCAUGCAGAGAAGACACGUGAGAUACCUGCCCAGCGACCGAAUGCCAUGCGCAUAUGUCCAUCUCUCUUGCCUUUGUCUGUGUUGCCUCCAUGUGCGUUGUAUGAAACGAGCUGCCAGCACGGGGGACUUGCUCCGGAGCUUCUGCCGCUUCACUGACUUGUUCCGCCACAAGACAACCAAACGCCGCUGCCUAAGGAGGGGAACAGCACACUAAUACUGCACGGUGCUUUUCUGUGUGCGUACCUUUCCCUCUUGCUCCUCAUGAAUCUCUGUAUCGUGAGUGCAGCCGUCUCCCGCCUCUCUCGCCAGAGAGCCAGUUUGUCCAUGGUGGUCUUGCUGGUGCGGUGCUGCAUAUGUCGCUGAGACAGAGCGCCGCGCAGCCCGAGCACCGUCAGGGCCCGCUGCCGCAGCACAGCCACGGUCUUGCGCGCGUUAUGGCACCGCACGAGCGUCUGGAUCUUGACGGCCGCAUUGUGCACCUUGGCCUGCAUGGCCCUCUCCCUCGCAGCGAGCUCCUCAUCUCUCGUUUUCUCCAUGGACGCGCAGUAGCCUGAUGAGACGGGGGAUAGGAUGGGGAAGUGGGACACGGCCAAGCGUAGUGUACGUACGUCUGAGUAUCUCAUUUUGGAGCUUAUAGAGGUAGUCGAGCGUCUGGCGGGGAUCGAGGGUGCUCCUUUCGCCUGCAUCCAAUCACACACACACACACAUCAGACAAGGAUCCACAAAUGACGGAUAUUCUGUCUUACCGUUGUCUAUGUUCCUCCAGACAGUCCUGCCGUCAUCGAGUGUGAGCGGCCCCUCCCAGCUGGUCAUGGCCUGGCCCGUCUGUGCCGCACUCUGACCGAUCAGCGUCUGAGCCUCGUCUAUCGCCGACUGAGGCGGCCUGCAUGUUAAACAAUCGACAACAGAAAUACGGAAGCCGUGUUUCAGGCGGGCUUCUCAAUUUGUGAUCGUUUCUCUCACAGCUGCGCCAGUUCGUUGAGUAUAGCGGUGAAAGUGGUGACCAGCGGAAGGAACGGGUGGUCCCAUGUGACGGGAGACACAUACAAGAUGGACCCGUCUUCAGCUGCCCUCGGCUGUUCUAGGGUCGGGUGGUAGAAGUAGGAGUUGCCCUCCGCGUCCUGUGCCUCGUACCAGCCAGGCGGCAGCGGCCUAGUGAGGGAAACAAACGAUACGUUGGCAAUAUUCGUGUAGCUCAUUCAUUACUUGUCGCGAAGGCAGGGGUAUAUCCAUUGGAAGGCGGAUGUCGACUCGACGCCCAGCUGCUGCGCAAACUCCAGCUCCUGAUACGGAAAACGUGGUAAGUGUGGCAGACCGGUGUCCGUUGCUCGCCUCUGGGGGACCCACCUGUUUCUUCUCCUCUGUGAGUGCCUCAUUCUCCUUCAUGGCCCCAGUGAGCAGCUCCUUCGCCUUUGCCGUCUGCUCAGGUGACGGCAGCACCAAAAUCUGCUUAUCUUCCUGCUGCUCAGGCACCUCGAUGGCCUCCUUCUUCUCCUCUGCAACAACAGCCUCCUGAGCCACAGCCAUGGCCUCCUGGCCAUCAGCUGCAACGGUCUGUAAGGGCUCGCUGAGUGGUGCCUCGGGCGUGAGGGAGUCUGCAGGGAGGCUGGAUAUGGCCGGGGAUUCCACCAGAACGGAAGCAGCAGCAGCUGCUGCCGGACUGGGAGACACAGCUGGGGCACUUGUUGGCGUCUCCUUCUGCUGGUCUUGAGUGGCGGUGCCCUCACCCACAUUCACGUCUGGCGGCUCCAGGUCUAUCGUCUGCUCGAUGGCAGCCGUCUUGCUGAAUCGGGGCGCCUUGUAUGUUGUGUAUGUGGCCGGAAUGAGGCCCAUUCGCCGCCGCUCCCUUGCGCCCUUGGUCUUCUCGUCCUUCUCUUCAUACACGGCGGCAUAGAACCACACGGGCGCGUCCUCACCAGCGUCAUCAUCAUCGUCCGUAACAACAUCAAUAAUCUCAAUCAUCUGUCCUUCGCCAACUUCCAGGAGGGUCUCGGGGUCGAUGUCGGGUAUCUUGAGCACCGACCUGGUGGGGAAAUCAUACAGGGAAGUCUACACACACAGAGAAUGGCGCUGAGAUGAGAUGAGAGGAGACAACAGUGCGGCGGCAUGAAUGUUUCGUACCACAAUCUCGCCCUGCAU
Molecule: messenger RNA, 5345 nt
Organism: Vitrella brassicaformis
Lineage: Eukaryota; Vitrellaceae
Source: the annotation of a GenBank genome assembly